UUUUAAAUGAGAAAUUUAUUGUUACAUUCAAAUAAAAGUAAAAGUGGAUGUCAUCUGGUUCUCCCAGGCGGGCGGGCGUUGUCAGACAGAGUCGAGCCCACAGGACGUGCAGUCAGUCUCCUUGCUAACAGCUACCAGCCAAGCCUCCGGAGUUAGCCACGGAGCUAGCCAUGAGCUAACGAGUAGCUAGCUGAGUCUCCGCCUUUUGCCACCGCAAUUCAGCGUUCGUCCAAAAACUCCGUGCCAAGGCAUAAUCAUUCAGCCUUUUGUUGCAGCGGCAGUUGAGACUGAUUUUACCCUCCUUCAUUUCACAAUCCUUCCCUCCACCUUGAACUUUCUCCCUUUCACACUCCGAUCUCUCGAUACACAGAGCCAUGGCAGCUGCUAAGCCAAAGGGGCAGAACUCUCUAGCCCUUCACAAGGUAAUUAUGGUGGGCAGUGGAGGAGUUGGGAAAUCGGCGCUCACUCUCCAGUUCAUGUAUGAUGAGUUUGUUGAGGACUAUGAGCCGACCAAAGCAGAUAGUUACAGGAAGAAAGUGGUGCUGGAUGGAGAGGAGGUGCAGAUUGACAUCCUUGACACGGCUGGACAAGAGGACUAUGCAGCCAUCCGAGAUAACUACUUCCGCAGUGGCGAGGGUUUCCUCUGUGUAUUUUCCAUCACAGAACUGGAAUCUUUUGCAGCAACAGUAGACUUCAGAGAGCAGAUUCUGCGAGUGAAGGAGGAUGAGAAUGUGCCCUUUCUCUUGGUUGGUAACAAGUCAGACUUGGACGACCGACGGCAGGUGAGCGCAGAUGAGGCGAAGGCACGCGCCGAGCAGUGGGGCGUGUGCUAUGUGGAGACUUCUGCCAAAACCCGUGCCAAUGUUGACAAGGUGUUCUUUGACUUGAUGAGAGAGAUCCGGGCAAGGAAAAUGGAGGACAGCAAAGAGAAAAACGGGAAGAAGAAAAGUAAAAGUUUGGCCAAGAGAAUUAGAGAGAGAUGCUGUAUUUUAUAGUGGUAAAAGAGAGCAGGAUAGCUGCUUAUGUACAUAUACAUUUCUCAGACUUUUGCAUUUAUUUUGUGCCCAUACCUGACCAUGACUUUCUGUUCCUGGCUAACAGGACAUCUGACCGUGUGUCAGGGAGUAGUAAGGUGGCACUCCAUACACCAUUUAUAGCUCUAACUUUUUAUGUGCUGACACUCCAAAUAACUUAUGUACUCUCUCUCUCUCUCUUACUCUGACCACAUUACAGUGUGUAAUAAAUGGAUGGUGUUUUAA
Messenger RNA from Xiphias gladius (swordfish), 1259 nucleotides. It is a transcript of the gene ralaa, whose product is annotated as v-ral simian leukemia viral oncogene homolog Aa (ras related). Gene Ontology annotation, molecular function: GTPase activity; GDP binding; GTP binding. The transcript is spliced from 5 exons. Gene Ontology annotation, cellular component: plasma membrane. The coding region runs from base 375 to 995 and encodes 206 amino acids. The record is from RefSeq and is a predicted model, not a curated record. NCBI's taxonomy places the organism in Eukaryota, Metazoa, Chordata, Actinopteri, Istiophoriformes, Xiphiidae. Gene Ontology annotation, biological process: regulation of exocytosis; Ras protein signal transduction.